AUGGGCGAUUUCUGGUCGGCCAUGAGGGUGUUCGACGAGAUGGAGGAAAGGGACGUGGUGUCGUGGACCACUCUCAUCGACGUGCACGCCGAGAUGGGCGAUUUGAAGGGAGCCCGUCGGGUAUUGGAUGAAAUGCCUGAGAGAAAUGAGGUCUCGUGGAGCACCAUGAUCGCGAGGUACGAUCAGAACGGGCAUCACAAUGAAGCAAUCGGCUUGUUCGGCCCGAUGCUAGACGACGGCUGUAAGCCGAACAUGUCUUGUCUCUCUAGCGUUCUUUGCGCUUCUGCCGCACUCGGGGAUUUGCAAUUUGGGACUCAGAUCCACUCCCAUGCUAUAAAGAUUGGCUUCGAGAGCAAUGUGUUCGUCGCGAGCUCUCUAAUCGACAUGUAUUGCAAGUGCGGCAAAUCUGAAACCGGGCGCCUAAUUUUUGACUCGCUCCCGCAAAAGAACGUAGUUUGCUGGAACUCGAUGGUUGCGGGUUACAGCAGCGACGGACGGAUAGAAGAAGCCGAGCAGCUGUUCGAGCUAAUGCCUGCGAGAAAUAUCGCAUCCUGGAAUGCGAUCAUCUCCGGUUAUGCACAAAACGAGCUUUUCGGCAACGCGGUGGAAUUGUUCGAUGCCAUGUUGGCUUCAGGGCAGAGGCCGAGCCUAAUGACCUUCUCUAGCGUUCUUCAUGCUUGUGCUAACCUGUCUUCUCUAGAGAAAGGGAGAAGCGUUCACGCUAAGAUCGUGAAGCUCGGAGUACAGCGUGAGGUUUUCAUGGGGACGGCGCUCUCUGAUAUGUACGCCAAGUCGGGUGAUAUAGAGAGCUGUAAGCGAGUGUUCUCUAGGAUGGCCGAAAAGAACGAGGUUUCGUGGACCGCAAUGAUCCAAGGGUUUGCGGACAAUGGCUUGGCGAAGGAGUCUAUACUCUUAUUCGAGGAGAUGACAAGUGCGGCGCAAAUUUUACCGAACGAACAAACGUUUCUGUCGGUUCUUUUCGCUUGCUCUCACUGUGGCUUGGUGGAUGAAGCUUUCCGUUAUUUCGACUUGAUGCAAAGGGAGUAUGGCGUUUCGCCAAAAGAGAGGCAUUAUACUUGCAUGGUCGAUCUACUUGCUCGAGCCGGUCGCUUACGAGAGGCCGAAGAGUUCCUCCGUGCAAUGCCGAUCAAGCCAGAAGCCAAUUCCUGGGCGGCCCUCUUGAGUGCUUGCGCCGUUUACGGUAACGAAGAGAUAGGCGAGAGAGCGUCUACGGAGCUUCGUGAAUUAGAAAAGGAGAACACGGCGGGCUACGUCUUGCUCUCGAACAUGUACGCUUCUUGCCGGAAAUGGAAAGAUGCGGCUCAGGUGAGGAGACUGAUGAAGGGGGCAGGGCUCAAGAAGGGCGGAGGGUGCAGUCGGGUUCAGAUACGGGACGAAUUCCAUACAUUCUUCUCUUGGGACGUAAAACACUUCGAGUCGUCACAGAUCUACGAGGUUUUAGAGCUAUUGAUGUGGGAAUUGACGGCGUAAACGGAAAAGAUCUGCAGAGUGGAAGUAAUUAGUUGAAUUGAUCCAUUAUUUCAUUCCCUCAUUUGUUCAUGUUAGCAACUUAAAAGUGAGGGCCCUGUAUCUAUCUUCUGCUAAGAUACCCUGAUACAAACACUAAACUGAUCACUUUUGUUGUUGUUAAUGUUAUCUUUUUCUGAAUCGCUUGUCUUAUAAGAUAGCAAGUCAUUUUCAUAGGCUGACACUGCUGCUUGUAAUGUGAGGAAAGGAAACUUUAGGAGAGUUUCCUCUGAUCAGAUUAGCUAGAAAAAAACUUGUAUUUAUGGUUAAUGCAUUUGUUUUUUUGCCUUAA
Messenger RNA from Ananas comosus (pineapple), 1819 nucleotides. RefSeq names its product pentatricopeptide repeat-containing protein At2g13600-like. NCBI's taxonomy places the organism in Eukaryota, Viridiplantae, Streptophyta, Magnoliopsida, Poales, Bromeliaceae. Bases 1 to 1491 code for a protein of 496 amino acids. The record is from RefSeq and is a predicted model, not a curated record. Gene Ontology annotation, molecular function: protein binding; RNA binding. The transcript has a single exon. Gene Ontology annotation, biological process: RNA modification.